This is a messenger RNA of Culicoides brevitarsis, 1689 nucleotides long. It is a transcript of the gene Pgd, whose product is annotated as 6-phosphogluconate dehydrogenase, decarboxylating. The record is from RefSeq and is a predicted model, not a curated record. Lineage: Eukaryota; Metazoa; Arthropoda; Insecta; Diptera; Ceratopogonidae. Gene Ontology annotation, cellular component: cytosol. Gene Ontology annotation, molecular function: NADP binding; phosphogluconate dehydrogenase (decarboxylating) activity. The transcript has 5 exons. Gene Ontology annotation, biological process: pentose-phosphate shunt; pentose-phosphate shunt, oxidative branch. Bases 87 to 1532 code for a protein of 481 amino acids.
UGUCAAAACUACUCCAGUUAUUCGCGAACACUUGCAUUGUUAAGUCAAAACAUUUAAUCGCACCGCACAAAUUUACUCUUGCAACAAUGUCCGACAAAGCCGAUAUCGCCUUGAUUGGUUUGGCCGUCAUGGGUCAAAACUUGAUUCUUAACAUGGAUUCCAAGGGCUUCAAGGUUUGCGCUUAUAACCGCACUGUGGAUAAGGUCCACAAUUUCUUGGCGAACGAAGCGAAAGGCACAAAUAUCAUCGGAGCGACUUCAUUGAAAGACAUGGUGGAUAAAUUAAAGGUGCCUCGAAAGGUCAUGAUGUUAGUGAAAGCUGGAAGUGCCGUUGAUGACUUUAUCGCGCAACUUGUGCCGCUUCUUGCGCCGGGCGACGUCAUCAUCGACGGCGGCAACUCCGAAUAUCAGGAUACGGAUCGUCGUUGCGCGGAAUUGGCGAAAAAGGGAAUUUAUUUCGUCGGAAGUGGCGUGAGCGGAGGCGAAGAAGGCGCUCGUUAUGGUCCCUCGUUGAUGCCAGGAGGUCAUAAGGAAGCGUGGCCCUUGAUUAAAGACAUUUUCCAAUCGAUUUGCGCCAAAAGUGGGAAUGAACCGUGCUGUGAAUGGGUUGGCGAAGGAGGCGCGGGACAUUUUGUGAAAAUGGUUCACAAUGGAAUUGAGUACGGAGAUAUGCAGUUGAUUUGUGAGGCGUAUCAUUUGAUGCAGGCAAUGGGAAUGUCCCAAGACGAAAUGUCCAAAACGUUCGAAGAAUGGAACAAAGGCGAACUCGACUCGUUCCUCAUCGAAAUCACAAAAGACAUCUUAAAGUACAAAGACGGCGAAGGUUACCUUCUCGAACGCAUUCGUGACACUGCCGGACAAAAAGGAACCGGAAAAUGGACUGCAAUCUCCGCCUUGCAUUACGGCGUUCCCGUUACUCUAAUUGGCGAAGCGGUUUUCAGUCGUUGUCUCUCCGCCUUGAAAGACGAACGUGUUUUGGCCAGCGGAAAACUCUCGGGACCUUCUCGCGCCGCAACUGUCGCCAACAAAGCCGAAUUCCUGAAUCACAUCAAAAACGCUCUCUAUUGCGCCAAAAUUGUCUCUUACGCUCAGGGCUUCAUGUUGAUGCGCGAAGCUGCCAAAGAGAACAAAUGGAGCUUGAAUUACGGCGGAAUUGCUCUCAUGUGGCGCGGCGGAUGCAUCAUUCGGUCCGUUUUUCUCGGAAACAUCAAAGACGCCUUUGUGCGUAACCCGAAUUUGUCGAAUUUGUUGCUCGAUGACUUUUUCAAGCAGGCAGUGACGAAAAAUCAGGAAUCCUGGCGGCAAGUUGUUUCGCAUGCCGUUUUGUGGGGCAUUCCAGUGCCUGCGAUGUCGUGUGCUUUGGCAUUUUAUGAUGGAUAUCGUGCAGCAAGAUUGCCGGCGAAUUUGUUGCAAGCGCAGCGAGAUUACUUUGGAGCUCAUACGUACGAAUUGUUGGGCAAGGAGGGCAAAUUUGUGCAUACCAAUUGGACCGGGCAAGGCGGAAAUGUCUCUGCGAGUACUUAUCAAGCGUAAAAAGUUGUUGUUGAAAAGUCUUCAAUCGUUACCUUCGACAAAAAAAAAUAGGUUUUUAAGAGAUUUGGUGGGUUUUUGUUGAAAAAAAGUUAAAAACAUUCCAUGAAAUUGUUGGAAAUUUUUUUUGUACUAAUAAAUUAUUUAUAUUGAAAUGUUG